UCCAGAGGUGUGCUAGUAGCCUCAGGUAUUGAUCUUGAAGCUCUACAACAGCGCCUAGCCAUAGAUACCACAAAUAUUGGUGCUCACACUACAGAUAACCAGCUCUCCCUCCUGCAACAACGAACAAACGCGCUCCACCGUCGUAUCGAGCAAUGGGUGCAGGUACAAACCCUAUAUAUGCCAUGCGUCGCCCGCCUGCAAACUGAGUCACCUGAUGCGCCCAAUGUGCCUGAAGAAGCAGUCCAUCAUAUAAAAUUAUUCAUGCCUUCGGCUGUGGCGAAUCUGGGUAUAGCGUGCAAUGUCAACCUUUGUCACAUUGAGUGGAAGCUGCACUGUGCCCAGGCACACGAUGGUCUGCAAGAACUUCGUCAACAUCUACGACUCAAACGGCACCUCACUGGCUUCAAAAGGGACUGGAUUAGAGGACAACGAGCACAUACAAGGUCACAGGCUGUCAUCGAUACUGUUCAGCUCAAGGUAGACGGCGCAGCUACAAAGUAUCGUACAGCUUGGACUGCCCUCGAGUCCCUCAGUGUCAAGCUCUCGAAACUCACGUGGGAGGUUGAGUUUCCGAAACUCAAUGAUGGCAUGAUGGAAGGACAGGCAGGAGGUGAAGCAGAAACAGAAGGUCGAAGGCUAGUGUCUGUGUCUUGGAUCUGGAAGCAACGUCAUGGUGCAGGUGAAGAAGAGCUUUCAGAAGUCAUGCGUGUCGAAUGGUGCAAAGCAUGGGCACGUGCUAACCGAUGGGCUGAAGAGGUUGCCAUGCUCUUGCAGGAGGAGAUGCGGCAUGUUAUUACAUACUUUGAUUGGCACACUAAGUGGUGGGAUGAACACGCAGUUUCCAGAAGCGAUUUUGCAGUCACAGAGAAUGAGGCACUUGUCGCAUAUGCUUCCCGGCAAGCGAAUAUCUGGUGUUCCAUGCGCGACCACUGUCUUUCUUUGUGGUCCGUGGUUCCUGAUCUCCUCGCCUGGUCAACAAUAUUGUGCAUCUAA
Suillus plorans is the source of this 993-nucleotide messenger RNA. RefSeq lists its product as uncharacterized. The transcript has 4 exons. The record is from RefSeq and is a predicted model, not a curated record. Lineage: Eukaryota; Fungi; Basidiomycota; Agaricomycetes; Boletales; Suillaceae. The annotation marks the transcript as partial.